Saitoella complicata NRRL Y-17804 is the source of this 738-nucleotide messenger RNA. Its product is annotated as Thiamin pyrophosphokinase. Lineage: Eukaryota; Fungi; Ascomycota; Saitoellomycetes; Saitoellales; Saitoellaceae. The coding region runs from base 1 to 738 and encodes 245 amino acids. Gene Ontology annotation, molecular function: thiamine diphosphokinase activity; ATP binding; thiamine binding. The record is from RefSeq and is a predicted model, not a curated record. Gene Ontology annotation, biological process: thiamine diphosphate biosynthetic process; thiamine metabolic process. The transcript is spliced from 2 exons.
AUGACGGCGACUUUGUGGAAUCCGAGCACCCUACUGGCGUUAGGAGAUGGAAAAAGUGAGGAGACGUUCGGUGUGGUGAUCCUGAAUCAACCUAUUGGAGAUGAUGCUGAACUAUUUGGUCGGAUAUGGCGGAACGCGGCUGUUAGGGUGUGUGCAGAUGGUGGUUCCAACCGGUUGUAUGACCAUGACUCCAAUUACGUGCCAGACUACAUCACUGGCGACCUUGACUCCAUCCGUCCCGAAGUACGGCAGCACUAUCAACAAAAUCACAACAUCCCGGUCGUGGAGGACGGCGACCAAUACGCCACAGAUUUCGGGAAGAGCAUCAAACUGAUACAAAAGCUCCCGGAAAAGGAACGACCGCAAAGCAUUGUCGCCCUCCCCGCCUUCGGGGGCCGUGUCGACCAAUCCAUCCACGCAAUCCAGACCCUCUACGAAUGUGCGCAGCAAGGCAUCCGUCUCUACCUCCUCUCCAGCGAGAACGUUACAUUCCUCCUCGAACCUGGCCCCAACAAAAUUGUAUUGGAUAAGCAAUUGUUGGGACCUGCGUGUGGAGUUAUGCCGGUGGGAGAGCCGGUGAGGUGUACGACGAGCGGAUUAAGGUGGAAUCUGGAGGGGGAGGAGAUGAGGUUUGGGGGGUUGGUUAGCACGAGUAAUCUUGUGGAUGGGGACGUGGUGGAAGUUGAGACAGACAAACGUGUCCUAUGGACCGUGGAGUUUAGGAAGACACAGAUCUGA